This is a messenger RNA of Clupea harengus (Atlantic herring), 2452 nucleotides long. RefSeq lists its product as uncharacterized. Lineage: Eukaryota; Metazoa; Chordata; Actinopteri; Clupeiformes; Clupeidae. Gene Ontology annotation, cellular component: external side of plasma membrane. The record is from RefSeq and is a predicted model, not a curated record. Gene Ontology annotation, biological process: cellular response to lipopolysaccharide; immune response; positive regulation of T cell proliferation.
UCACAUAGUGAGAAGUGAGCUGUCACCAAGAGCUAAGUGUUCCAUUUCAGUGGCAUGGUCAUGGAGGUAGACUAUCCAUUCCUUAAACUAGCGAUAUGAAGCAAUGGAUUGAUUUCAGCAUUGGGCUCUUUUGCCAUCGCUUCUGAUCAGUCAGUAGCUCUUAAAUCAGUUAACGACUGACGAACCACCGGCGCUUCCGAUAUCUCCCUGCGGGCUAGCAUGCAGCCGUCCUGGUUUCUCCAAGUGUUAUCAUUGGCCUCCAUGUGUCUAACUGUCAGUGUGAACACCAUGCUGGUGAGGGCAAACCUUAGUGAGGAUGUGGUCCUGCCCUGCGACUGCCCUAACAUCGGCCCCAAGCUUUAUCUGGUUUGGCAAAAGAAUGGUAUGAUUGUGAACCAUAACACCAAUAAAGAGGCCAAAAUAGAUGAGUCAUACCAAAAUCGCACCCACAUUAACCUGUCGAAGGAGAAUAAAAACUGCUCGUUGCUUCUGAGCAAUGUCUCUUUGAGAGAUGAAGGGGAAUACUGGUGCUACUACAAAGGUGCUGCGCUUCAAGAUUUGAAUGUGACAUUAAAAGUGACUGGGCUUGACUUGGACUUGGCGCGUAAAUGGAGUCACACAGGAACACAGGGCCCAGCUGAACCCAGGAUGUCCACAACUACGACAACAACAUUGAUUUGCAUGCCCCUAUUCGUGGUGGGACUGCUUAUUGUGUUGCUUGCACUUGUCACGUGUAAGCGGCGUGGCUUGAUUUAUAAGAUGCCCACAGCCAGUAUGGAAGCAGCGGUGACAGAUGAUGCAGGGACCCAACUGCAACCCUUGUGCAACAGACCUGCACACUUACACAAACACCUUGAGGAGAAUUCACAGUUCACAGACAAAGAGGAAGAGAUAAACGGAACGGGUAAACAAACAUAACUUAAGCAAGUUGAGUGAGUUCAGGUUGGCAAGCUGGAACAGCUGCCAAGCCAACGAUCGUUGAUGGAAAUUAUACGGUGUCUGACAGAGGACAGGAUUUGCAGCUAAGUCCCACAGAGACUCUCUGGAGGUGAGGGUGUACCCCCUCACUCUGAACUUUCCAUUUCAGUGAACCUCCCAUAAGGUAAAAAUGUAUAUUGCCAAUAAAGGUGUCAAGAAAAUAACUCAGGUGAUAACAAGUAGCAUUAGUAGCAGGUGAUAACAAGUUGUAAAUUUCCUUGUGCUAUUGCAUGGGGACCUCCCACUGUGGCCUAUCCUCUCACUGUCACAUACAAGUACUCAUAGCCAGCAACCUAACCAAUAUAACAACUGCCCAACCAUAGAUCCUGAUGCGACAACAAAGCACAACUGGCUGGAGACAGCUGAAACAUGUCCUGCUUAUUGAGCCCGGGAUCUAUAAAGAUAAAUCCUUCACAUUACAACAUGCACUGUCUGUAGCCCGCAAGUGCUAAACACAACAACAUGACUGCCCAACCAUAAAACCUGAGCAGCAGGAUACAAGAACAUCGACAAAGCUGCCUUCGGGACCAUUUCACUGUUUUUUUUUUCAAGCAGGCACCUUCCUUCUUCAGUGUUUUGUUUAAGUAGGCCCACGGUACUUCCAGAAGGCAUCUGUCUGGCAUCAUACUCACCAUGGGUUAUAAUACAUACCACUACCAGAGACAACAACAGAUACACAACUCAAAAUACAACUCGACAAGAUUUCACAUAUUUCAGUUCUAGUUCAAGUUCAUUCAUGUCCCCAAGUCACUUCUUAUCUGUGCAACUUCCCUGUUGUUCUUGGCUCAUGUAAAGGUAUUUGUGUGUUAACCCACUUAAGCUGUGAAUGACACGCUUAAUGAUUGAGCCUUCUGUUUGUGGUGGAACAUUCCAGUGGUGGUUGCAUCUUUCAAAAUAUAUGAAAUACUUAAGACAAUUUCCAACAGCAAAACAGUAAUUAAUAGUUAACUCUCUUUUGAUACCGUUUUUGUUCUAAUGUCAUGACCUUGCUAUUUUAUUUGAUGUUGCUAUUUUAUAAGAUGUUUUUGUGUGUGUGUGUAUGUGUGUGUGAGAGAGAGAGAGAGAGAGAGAGAGAGAGAGAGGGUGGUUGGGGGAGAGUCUGGAAGACAGAAAAGGAGACAGGAAAUGACAGGGAUGGCCAGUAGGUGUCAAUGUUGCACUUUAGCAUUUUGAAAAUAAUCCGCUUUUAGCUUUUGAGGAGCACUCACCUAGUCCGUCUAAAAUGACUCUUUCCCUGCCAUAGUGACCUAUUAGGCAUAGACAAAGACUGCCAACCAACAUAAACUCUAUUGGGCACGAUGACUACAGAACAAACAAGAGGAUUGUUCAGUUCCAAACUCAUGUAGUAGUAUUUGGGUUGUUGACCCUUGACACAAAAUCACCAUGGCUACUAUCUAGCUUUGUUCUUUGUCUGCACAGCUAUCUAGUGUGAUUGUAAAAUAUGUACAUGAAAGAAUAAAAUGAAGUCACUUAA